Messenger RNA from Oryctolagus cuniculus (rabbit), 966 nucleotides. Its product is annotated as olfactory receptor 2C3. The record is from RefSeq and is a predicted model, not a curated record. Gene Ontology annotation, biological process: G protein-coupled receptor signaling pathway. Gene Ontology annotation, molecular function: olfactory receptor activity; G protein-coupled receptor activity. Lineage: Eukaryota; Metazoa; Chordata; Mammalia; Lagomorpha; Leporidae. Gene Ontology annotation, cellular component: membrane.
CUGACAAUGGAAGGAGCCAACACAAGCUCCCCUCCAGUCUUCAUACUCCUGGGCUUCUCGGCACGGCCCUCACUGGAAUCUGUGCUCUUCCCAGUUGUCCUGGGGUUUUAUGUCGUGUCUGUCCUGGGCAAUGGCCUCAUCAUCCUGGUCUCCUGUGUGGACGUGCACCUGCACACGCCCAUGUACUUCUUCCUUGCCAACCUCUCCUUCCUGGACAUUAGCUUCACCACCAGCAUUGUCCCGCAACUCCUGGCCCACCUCUGGGGACCGCAGAAAACCAUAAGUUAUGCAGGCUGUGUGGUCCAGUUCUACAUCUCUCACUGGCUGGGGGCCACCGAGUGUGUCCUGCUGGCUGUCAUGUCCUAUGACCGCUACGCCGCCAUCUGCAGGCCCCUGCACUACAUAGUCAUCAUGCGCCCACAGCUGUGCCUUGGCCUGGCCCUGGCCUCGUGGCUCGGGGGUCUGAGCACCAGUGUGGUGGGCUCCACACUCACCCUGCUUCUGCCUCUGUGCGGAAACAACCGCAUUGACCACUUCUUCUGUGAGAUGCCUCUCAUCAUGCAGCUUGCGUGUGUGGAUACCAGCCACAACGAGCUGGAGAUGUAUGUGGCCAGCUUCCUGUUUGUCGUCCUGCCCCUGGGCCUGAUCCUUGUCUCCUAUGGCCACAUCGCCAGGGCUGUGGCAAACAUCAGGUCAGUGGAAGGGCGGAGAAAGGCGCUCAACACCUGCUCCUCCCAUGUGGCGGUUGUGACCCUGUUCUAUGGGAGCAUCAUCUUCAUGUACCUGCAGCCAGCCAAGAGCAGCUCUCACGAGCAGGGCAAGUUUGUGGCUCUGUUCUACACCGUGGCCACGCCCACACUGAACCCACUCAUUUACACCCUGAGGAACAAGGAUGUACAGAAGGCUCUCUGGCACCUCGUCUCAGAGGACUGCUGCAGCUUCCUGGGGAAACAGGGGCAGGCUUAG